CAUACGGCGUCGUCUUUCCCCUUCCCCUUUCACCAACAAUCUCUCUGCACGUCAAACCUCCUCUUCUUUCUUGUCUUUCCUCCACCAAGCUUUGAGCUUUCUAAAUUUUUUGCCAAUCUUUCUAUUUCCUUUCUCCUCUUCCCCAAAAAAUUCUCUCUUUAUUUUUCGUUUUCAGGAAUCAUCAAUACCUUUUUAGGCUCGAAUUUUAGCAGGGGUUAGCAGAUUUCGAGGUUUUGUUAAUUUAUCUGGUCACUGGGGGCAAGCCUAGUUUUUCAGCUCAUAAGAGAUAUUUGGAAUUGAAUACUGAGUAACAGGAUUAUCAUCUUAUGCUGCUUCUCAAGUUCUGGUGCAUAAUUAGUUUCUUCCGAUAAUGGCAGCCGUUGGCUCUUUGCAACUUCCCCAUCAUCUGGGAAUUUGCAAGAACCAUGCGCAUCAUCGCCGGUUUCGGAAUGAAAUUGGAGGGAACAAGCUGCAAAGCUUUAACACUAGGCUGUCCUCAUUUCUUGUGCAGCGGGACUAUUGGAGUCUUCACCUUUCAAAGAGAUUACAAGUGGACAGACAUGCUCUUUGGUAUAGAAACAAUAGGUUUAGGUGUAAUGCUUUCUUAAAACCAGGCCAGCCUGUUGACAUAACAUGUAUAAAGAAUGGCGUUAUAAGCGUAACAAGUUGUUUACAAAACAGACCUCUUGUCCUGAAGUUGAUUCCAGCUGUUGGAAUUAUUGCUUUUGGGAUAUGGGGUUUGGGACCGCUCUUGCGCCAAAGUAGAAACCUAUUUCCCCAUAAAAGUGAUAGUAGUUGGGGCAAGAGUAAGACAUAUCAUGUUAUGACCUCUUAUCUUCAACCUUUGGUGCUGUGGACUGGAGCAAUGCUUGUCUGCAGAGCAGUGGAUCCUAUGGUUCUUCCAACAGAAGCUAGUCAAAUUGUUAAACAACGACUUCUAAAUUUUGUGAGAUCACUGUCAACAGUGUUAGCUUUUGCUUAUUGUUUGUCAAGUGUGAUACAACAUACGCAGAAGUUUUUCAUGGAGACGAAUGAGUCCUCUGAUGCAAGAAAUAUGGGCUUCCAGUUUGCUGGAAGAGCUAUAUAUACUGCAGUGUGGGUUGCUGCAGUGUCAUUGUUCAUGGAGUUGCUAGGUUUCUCUACUCAAAAGUGGCUCACUGCUGGAGGGCUUGGGACGGUCUUGAUCACUCUUGCUGGUCGUGAGAUCUUCACUAAUUUCCUUUCAAGUAUAAUGAUCCAUGCAACUCGACCAUUUGUCCUGAAUGAAUGGAUUCAAACAAGGAUUGAAGGUUAUGAAGUUUCUGGAACUGUUGAGCAUGUGGGUUGGUGGUCACCAACAAUUAUAAGAGGUGAAGAUCGUGAAGCUGUUCAUAUACCAAACCACAAGUUCACUGUUAAUGUUGUGAGAAAUCUCACCCAGAAAACUCAUUGGCGUAUAAAAACUCACCUAGCAAUCAGUCAUUUGGAUGUCAGUAAGAUUAAUAAUAUUGUAGCUGAUAUGCGGAAAGUUUUGGCAAAGAAUCCUCAAGUAGAACAGAAGAAGUUGCAUAAAAGAGUAUUUCUAGAGAAUAUUAAUCCUGAAAACCAGGCCCUCUUGAUCCUGAUAUCUUGCUUUGUGAAGACCUCACACUUUGAAGAGUACCUCUGUGUCAAGGAAGCUAUCCUGUUGGAUCUUCUCAGAGUCAUACGACACCACCGAGCACGAUUAGCCACUCCAAUCCGUACAGUUCAGAAAGUAUACAGUGAUGCGGAUUUGGAUAACAUACCGUUUGCAUCAGAUUCAGUAUUUAAUCAAGGAGCAGCAUCGAGCCGCCCACUGCUGCUUAUUGAGCCUCCUUAUAAGGUCAAUGGCGAGGAUAGGACAAAGGCCAGACCAUUGCGCGAGGAAGACGUCAAGGGUAUAGAGCGCUCAGCACCUGACAACAAGGCUGAUUCUAAAUCCCGAGAAACACCAGCAUCCAGCUCUAACGCAAAUGACAUAUCAACAUCUGACUCAAAGCUUGGUCAAGUUUCGAAUGUUGACAUCAAAGAGGACCAUAAAGUUAUAGCCAAGACUUCAUCUGAUCCCAAGCCGGGGAGUAAGGCGACUGUGAAAACAACCUCAAAGUUGCCCUCCAAACCUGACCAGAAGUCAGCUGAGGUGUCAAGUUCUGAUUCCAGUGACCCACAACCUAAGAAAGGAAACCUCGAAAACGUUUCCUUGCCCAAUACUGACAAUUCCUCAUUGUUGCCAGAAGACUCGAGAGACAAAACAGACAGUGUGCCAUCAACUUCUCAAUCAAAAAGAGGGGACGAGAAAACAGACAGUGUGUCAUCUACUUCUCAAUCAAAAAGAGGGGAUGAAAGACCAUUAGCCUCGCAGUCAUCCUCAUCAAAACCCGCCCUUGAAGAGAAUAUAGUCCUCGGUGUUGCCUUGGAGGGUUCAAAGAGAACCCUUCCUAUCGAAGACGGGAUGGAGCCACCACCAAAUUCAGCAGAAGCAAAAGAAUUGGCCAUGUCUCAUAGUAGUAGUAAUGGUUCGGUAGAAAAGGAAAAAAAGCAACAGAGUCAGCGUCCAAGUAAUCAUCCAGGUUCUGGUGAUCAGUUGGGUCAGCAGGAAUGAUUAAUGUUGUGUCCUAUUGAUCCCUUUCAAUAGAUUUAUAAUCAUUUUGGCAACUAUUUUAAACAUCAUUCCUACGGUUAUACAUACAGAAUUUAUUGGUAUUUCUAAUAUUUUGUAAUUAGUUAAUUUUAUAUUGCACA
Messenger RNA from Ipomoea triloba (trilobed morning glory), 2742 nucleotides. RefSeq names its product mechanosensitive ion channel protein 2, chloroplastic. Lineage: Eukaryota; Viridiplantae; Streptophyta; Magnoliopsida; Solanales; Convolvulaceae. The transcript has 14 exons. The record is from RefSeq and is a predicted model, not a curated record. Gene Ontology annotation, biological process: transmembrane transport. The coding region runs from base 371 to 2602 and encodes 743 amino acids. Gene Ontology annotation, cellular component: membrane.